UGGACGUUGAAACCUCAUUAUAAUAUCACUGACGUGACAAGACUAGGGAAGGGUGGUGGGAUCUCGACGAAAAAACAUACUUAAACAUUUAUUAGAACGUUAUGAAGUAGCAGUUCUUGUCGAGACCUACAGGCAACCCCAGCAGAUCUAGCAAGAGUGAGAAAAUUUAUCCAAACUUCAAAUACAUCACAUACUAAAGUAUUUGAUGUAUUUGCAGUUUGUAUAAGUGUUCUCCUUCUUCUGCCUUGCUUCUCUUCAUAAUUCCUGUUUUUGUGAUCUACUUUUCAAGCAAUUUCUGAUGUCUGAUUUCAUUAUUGAAAAGAAUGAAAGUGGAAGCCUUGUUAACCAAGGAGGCAGUAGAAAGAACUCUAACCAGAAUGAUCACAUUCCUAAAAAUGAUGAUCAGCAAAUACUUGGAGAACUCCAUAAGCUGAAGAAGAGUAAAGAUUUCCUCUCCUCUGUGGAUCAGCUAGUGAUAAAGUACAGGCAUUCAAAUAUAACACUGAAGAAACCACAGUUGUGCGUAUUGACAUUGGGAACCCUUGAUGACACCAUCUACUGGGGAAGGCCUGAAAUGAUGGAGGCGUGGGAAGAAUUGUAUCUGCCAGAGACUGUGCGUAUGAAAGUGAUCGGUACAAUUGAUAAUAUCCCUUGCCUGGCUCCUGGCCUUCAAUUAAUUGUGCUUGUUGGAGAGGACUUUUGUGUUUAUAUUUAUGAAAAUGAAGAAUUGCACAGGGCUGCAUUAAGCUUAGAAGACCUUUUAACUAAAGGAGCCACUUUGCCUGGAAUAAAUGUGUACGAGUAUGGAGCAGGAUUGCAACCAGAGACUGCAGAAGAAUGUUUGGAAUUGAUGAAAGAGGCUGGUAUAGAAAAAAUCUCAGCAGACACAAGAGCAUUUGUAAAUGGCAAUGCAGAUGAGGUAUUCGAGAUGUUACAGUAUCUGGCUGAACUGUAGUUGAAAUAAAGUACUUGAGAAAUACCCUCUUAACUGCACUAUACAGUACUUGACUUGAGAAGAUACGUUUCACUUGCCAACCUAUAAGGGAACCAGUUGUUUUGGACCUUCUGUAUUUCUACAUUCCUGUGGCUCCAUCAGUUCUAGAACCAAGGAUCAAAAUCUUAAAUCUAAGAACAUGAUGGUGGAACAGGUUUAUAAGUUGAAGUCUCCCGGACCUCUGGAAACUUCCCUGUCACAUUUAAGCACUGCAACUCUGUCUUCCUUUAAAUGUAACCUAGAUUAGUGGCUAGAUAUUCACAAAUUUACUCUGGGAUUGACUGGAGUAUUAAUUUCAGGACUAAAGUUCUAAUUGCAUAGUUCUGUUGUCUUGCUUUCAUAAAAAUGAAGUAAAUAGCUUUGUUAAAUUGUAUAUUGCCUUGGAUAUUUAGAAAUUAUUUUUCUUCAGACAUAUGCAGUUUCCAGGAUAUCUUGGAGUGGUAUGUUAAACACAGAAAUCUGAUCUCACCACAAUGUAGUCAAAUAAAAAGCUGAAUUGCAAGUAGUAAUCCAAAAAACGAUUAGUAGCCGUGAUGGUAGUUUAAGAAUCUUCUUUAAUAAAAACACAGUGGGUAAAGGUAAGCGCUUUCGCGUGGUCACAGCCACGCUUCUUCAGACAAUGAAAAACCCUACACACAGUACUUAAAUAGUGCAACAAUUAAGGACCAACCCUAUGUAAUUAGAUGCAUCAAUUAUUAUUUAAAACGGCACUGUCAACAAAUGGUAAAACUUCAUUCAUAAUGUGUACUUAUAAAAACAACUAAUAUAGGACUGAUAAACAGUUCAAAGUAAAACCUGCAUAUAUAAAUGCUUAUAAAACAUAAUAUACAAUUAAAAAAUCAUAAGUUAUUCAGAAACUAAGCUUUCACACUCUUGCAAAACUAAAUAUUAACAACCAUUACACUGAGAAAAGUUCCGGUUGCUAUCAUACCAAUCGAAUAUUCACCGGAAACAAACCAAUUGCCACUAGAGCAGUAUUUGUAAAGUAAUUUUUUUGAAAAGGAAAAUCUUUUCUUUUCUUUACUUGUCUAUAAUGAUACCAUAGAAACUCAGUUAUUGUAAACGGUAUUGCUGUUUCCGAAUUAACUGAGGUUUUGAAAUAUUGUACAAAUAUAUAGACAAUCAUAUAACACAGUUAUAGUAAAAAACUCGAUGGGGACUUAACAGCAUACUUCAUACAUAUUCAAGAUGAUAUAUGCUCUCUCAUGUAAGUCUUACUAUUCGUGGUCUAUCUAAAUAUAAAGAAGCUUAAAAAUGAACUUUAAAAUAUGAGUGUAGCAAAUUGUCAGCGGUAACUUGCUAAGCAAAAAGUUACGUGCAUAGUGGAGCGACCAAGCUGACAAAUCUAUACUAAGUUAAUUAAAUUAAUUAAUUAAAACCCUAUAUCUAAUUUUCAGAUGUUAUAGGGUACAAAGUAUCUAAAUAUGAAGUUUAAAACCAUAAAUGUACAAGGUUAAAAACAUGUAUACCUACAUUAGUAUCUACAUUUAAUAUAAUAAUAAUAACAACCUUAUGUAUAGGGUUCACCCUUCAUGAAGCUAGUUGCCUUAUUUAAAGGACGUAACAGCACUAUUUCUAAAAGGCUGUUUAUUAUAUUUAGAAAGUAUAUAUAAAUGUACAAAAAUAUACACAGAAUAUGUAUAUUAAGUCCAUUCAUUACUUGGAGUGGGGACGAAUGGAGAAUUUCUCUAAUCCUUUCUGGACACUGGAAACCACUAAACUGAGAUCAGGGGUGCAUUCUUUUCAGGAGAGAUCUGGUGACUCUGCUAGUCCACCAGGAAGACCUGAUGUAAAAAGAAAUAUGUUGACUCUCUUUAUAGUCUCCCUGUCUAGCUACAGACUUGUCGAAACAGAGGUCUUGCCCAAAUCUCCACCUGAAGAUGCAACCUUCAGCUUUCUCUGACUCAUAAUUUCCAGGCAGUUGUCAUAGGUGGUGUCUUAUGGGGUUGGAGGGGGUUGAGUCAUCCCUCAGGGGAGGGAUACUCCAAAGGGGAGUUAAUGUAUUUCAUCGCAGUCUCUUCCUGGGGGUAAGAGUCGUCCGAACUCUGCUGAGAAGGUCCCAUAUUUCAGCAGUGUAGUGGUUUCCAUUAUCCAAACAGAGACCAGAUAAAUGACUUUCUGGUAAGUACAUAACAAUGUUUGUUUGUUUUUUGUUUUGUUUUUUUUUUUUUUCCUUCUGUGCACAUCUGAUUUAAGUUUCUUUAUUAAAAUCUUGUAAAACUUGUAAAAAUGUAAAAUAAAAAAUUAUAUAUUGUGAAAUAA
Protopterus annectens (West African lungfish) is the source of this 3256-nucleotide messenger RNA. RefSeq lists its product as uncharacterized. NCBI's taxonomy places the organism in Eukaryota, Metazoa, Chordata, Ceratodontiformes, Protopteridae. The transcript is spliced from 5 exons. The coding region runs from base 299 to 955 and encodes 218 amino acids. The record is from RefSeq and is a predicted model, not a curated record.